Messenger RNA from Angiostrongylus costaricensis, 954 nucleotides. NCBI's taxonomy places the organism in Eukaryota, Metazoa, Nematoda, Chromadorea, Rhabditida, Metastrongylidae. The record is from the annotation of a GenBank genome assembly.
AUGAUUUAUUGUGGUGAUUUUCAGGGUAACUACAUUAAGACCUCUAAGUACAACAUCAUCACGUUCAUUCCCAAGAAUUUAUUCGAACAGUUUCAACGAAUUGCCAAUUUCUAUUUUUUAGUGUUGAUGAUUUUACAAUUUAUCCCACAAAUCUCCUCUAUAUCGUGGUUUUCGACAGCUAUUCCACUGGUAAUUGUGCUUUCAUUCAGCGCCAUCAAAGACGGAUAUGAUGAUAUGCAACGACACAUCUCCGACCGACAUGUGAAUUGUCGGAAGUCGUACGUCGUGCGUAACGGACAUCUGAACGAAGAAGAAUGGAGCCACGUGCGAGUCGGCGACGUGAUUCGCAUGAUGAGCAACCAGUUUGUCGCGGCAGACUUAAUAUUAUUGUCUACUUCUGAACCACACGGUAUCUGUUACAUCGAGACGAUGGAGUUGGACGGUGAAACAAAUUUGAAGACGAGGUCUGCAAUACCUGACACGGCCGAGAUGGGUGAUGAUUUGGAUGCCAUCAGUAGCUUCCACGGUGAGAUCGUAUGUGAGGCGCCGAACAAUAGGCUAGAGAAAUUCCAAGGGAAACUACUCUGGCAAGGAAGAGAGUUACCCAUCACCAACGAUAACAUCUUGCUGAGAGGAUGCAUACUGAAGAACACGAGAUGGUGUUAUGGUCUUGUGAUUUUUGCUGGAAAAGACACUAAACUAAUGAUGAAUUCCGGAAAGACGAAAUUCAAACGGACCAGUCUCGAUCGCUUUCUCAACAUCCUCAUCAUGGGAAUUGUUCUGUUCCUGAUCGCGAUGUGUCUGAUCUGUACGGUGCUGUGUGGAGUAUGGGAAUGGACGACUGGACGAUGGUUUACCAUUUACCUCCCAUGGGACGACAUUGUGCCAAAUCGGCACCAGCACGGUAUCUAUGUAGUUCAUUAUAAACUGAAAGAAGUAAAUAAUGAUGAAUGA